AUGACCAUCUCCCACUACGGCGUCUGGAUCGGCCAGCCCACCCGCUACGAGGCUCAGACCGACGCCGAGGAUCCCAAGUCCCCUCACAUCUACCUCUACUUCAAAGACGACACUUCUUCCCGCAAGCAGCUCGAGGCCGCCAUCAACGUCAAGUCCACCGAUAAGGAUAGUCGCCUCGUCUACUGGUUCGACCGCAACUUCACCCACGCCAUCACCGAGCAGCUCGACAGCCUGGACCAGGGCUUCCACCUCCUCAGCAGCUCCGUGCACAGCCAGUCUCGCCGACGCCGCGAGACCACGGCGAGCAUCCAGGGGCUGGACUUUGUCCGCACCAAGGGGCUGGUGGACAUCGAUGCUGGCACGGUCCUCGGAGCGGACGGUGACCAAGACAUCCUCGAUCAGGUGGACCCCAUCCUGACGGACGCGAUCGACCAGAAGGCGACCAUCUACAUCUUCGGCUCCUCUUAUGGCUCGGGGAUCCAUGAUAUCCACAUGAAUCAGGGCAGCGAAGGCUACACGAACGGGAUCUAUGAAGACGGGGCGUUGCUAUUCAAGUUCGCUGAUGAGCAUUGGGAGGCGAUCUUCUUGGCCUUCGCGUCUCAGAAAAUCCCCACGGAUGACAAGGGUGAGCCCGAGAGUGAUAGCCAGUCGUUGGCUACGAUUUUGGGUCAGUAG
This is a messenger RNA of Aspergillus aculeatus ATCC 16872, 675 nucleotides long. RefSeq names its product YukJ family protein. Bases 1 to 675 code for a protein of 224 amino acids. NCBI's taxonomy places the organism in Eukaryota, Fungi, Ascomycota, Eurotiomycetes, Eurotiales, Aspergillaceae. The record is from RefSeq and is a predicted model, not a curated record. The transcript has a single exon.